Messenger RNA from Mastomys coucha (southern multimammate mouse), 1262 nucleotides. RefSeq names its product acrosomal vesicle protein 1 (gene Acrv1). Lineage: Eukaryota; Metazoa; Chordata; Mammalia; Rodentia; Muridae. Bases 176 to 1033 code for a protein of 285 amino acids. The transcript is spliced from 5 exons. The record is from RefSeq and is a predicted model, not a curated record.
GGUUCAACACUGGGAGCAUUUGCUCAGUUUCUUCUCAGUUCUUGAGUGCACCACAUUAGAGAUCUUUCUUUUCCUAAAUCAAAAUGAAGGAGUUAAUCUUACUGGGUCUUUAUCUGCUUGGAUCUGCCAGAGAGGAAUUGGAGAAAGGGUUGGUGGCUGACUUCUGAUGACAUGAAUGAGGGUCCUUUGGUUUCUGAUUCUGCCUCUGUCAGGAGCACCACCAGGUCAGCCUGAUGAGCUUCUUGACUCUGUAGACCACCAAGCUUCAGUUCAGCAACUUUCAAGUGAACAUUUCUCACUCACAAACCCUUCAGAUGCCGAGUCUUUAUAUGAAACUCCUUCACGUGAGAAGAGUCUGAGUGGUCAUAGUUCAAGUGACCAUGAAUCAAGUGAGCAUGCUGUAGCUGAACAUUCUGCAGGUGAGCACUCUUCAGGAGAACAGUCUUCAGAACACAUUUCAAGUGAGCACACGUCAGAAGAACACUUGUCAGAACACACUUCGGGGGAGCACACUUCGGGGGAGCACACUUCGGGGGAGCAUACUUCGGGGGAGCACACUUCGGGAGAGCAUGCUUUCACCGAGCACACUUCAGAGGAGCACACUUCUACUGAGCACACUUCAAGUGAACAACCUGUAACUGAACAGUCCUCGAGUGACCAGUCUUCUGAAGUAUCCUCAGAUGAAGUUUCAGGUGACAAGCUUGAAGAGGCAGGUGAACAGGUGUCUAGCGAGACAAGUGACAAAGAAAAUGAUGCUAUGAGUACAACACUUCCGAGCACAUCUGGAGGCACAACAAUAAAUUGCCACACAUGUAAUUAUAUGAAUGAUGAUGCAAAAUGUCUCCGUGGAGAAGGAAUAUGCAGCACUCAAAAUUCCCAGCAGUGCAUGUUAAAGAAGAUCUUUGAAGGUGGAAAACUCCAGUACAUGGUUCAAGGGUGUGAGAACAUGUGCCCAUCUAUGAACCUCUUCUCUCAUGGAACAAGAAUGCAAAUUAUAUGCUGUCGGAAUGAACCUCUCUGCAACAAGGUCUAGAUGCCUGUGCCCUACCUACUUCUUGCUCGGACUCAGGCAGCUUCACCACUCUACUUGGCUCAAUUUAUAUUCAGCUUCAACAACUAAUCACAUCGGGCUCUGCCUGAUCACCAGAUAAGAAGCUCAACCCUUGUCUUUAAUACCCCAUUGCCUAUGUCCUCUGCCUUACUUUGCUCCCAUCCUUCCCCAGAUGUUCUUUUUUGCAAUAAAUUGCUAUUAAAGAACACAA